This is a messenger RNA of Megalopta genalis, 1486 nucleotides long. RefSeq names its product protein disulfide-isomerase A4. The record is from RefSeq and is a predicted model, not a curated record. Lineage: Eukaryota; Metazoa; Arthropoda; Insecta; Hymenoptera; Halictidae.
AUAAGAGACGUCAACGUGUGACGUGUACCAGUCGCCGGUGAUCACCUGCACAAUAUUGGUGAUUGGAAUUAAUGCAAAAUGUUAGGAAUAAUCUGUUUUCUGGUAAUAGGUAGUCUCACUGUUGUUCAAUCGAACGGUCUCGAGACGGUGAGCGACGCAGAACUCACGGCUUUAAUAGCAAACGAGAAAUAUGUAGUCGUGCUCUUCACAAAGGAUAACUGCGAAGCAUGCGACAACGUUGAGAAUCAAAUGACAGAGUUGAGGGAGGAUCUGGUGGAUACUCUGUCCGCAUGGGUGGUUGUGGCAGUGAACAGUCAACUUAGGAAAGCAGUCAGCCCAAAUGAGGAGCCUGUUCUCGUCUUCUAUAGAUAUGGAAGACCCUUGAUCUACGAUGGACCCCUAGACGACGAAGAGAUUCUAUACAUGUUUACGGAAAACAAAGAACCCACUGUGAAGCAGUUAACAGAUGAUACGUUCGAACAUUUAACACAAGCAAGCAGUGGAGCUACUACUGGAGAUUGGUUGGUCAUGUUCUACAGUACAGAUUGCUUAGAGUCUGCUAGAUUGUCUGGCAUAUGGGAGACAGUAGGUGCAAAGCUCAAGCACAAAGUAAAUGUGGCAAGAAUUGACAAAUCAACGACUGGAGCAGCUACAGCAAGGAGAUUCAAAGUUUACGAUACCCCCACUUUUAUAUUCUUCAGGCACGGUAAAAUGUAUCGCUAUGAAAUCCCGAAACACGAAACGAACGCGUUCGUGUCUUUCGCGAAAGAUUGGUACAAAAAUUUGCGUGCUGAACCUGUGCCCGUACCACAAAGCCCAUUUGAUGAUUUUGUACAAAUGAUUGCGAAUGCGCUACGCGACAAUCCAUGGAUUAUGAAGCUCGGCAGCAUUACCAUUGGCGUAUUUAUUAUAAUUUCGAUAGCGUCUAAGUUUAGGCGCAAACCCGAGGAACCUCAGAAGAAAGACUAACUGUUUUAUCCGUCAGCAAUAUGUUAUGGGUACUGUGCAAAAUUAUCAACGUACACACAGUUGCAUAAAACAAUACGAAUAUCGGACGAAUAAAUUUGUUACAAUAAGAUUUUGUUCCAUUCCCUGACGAAUUUUAUUUGACUAUGAAAACAAUAUGCUUCCAUUAUUCUGUAAAUAAAUUCAGUACCCAUAAUAUGUACAAAGCGACAUAAAUUUGUUCAUAUACAAUAUACCUAGACAUUGAGUUGUAUUCCAUAUAAAACAACGUGUACAACAGCUACAAUAUGGUUAAUUCUUUUAAGAGAAAUAUUUUUUAUGUUUUACAAUAAAUAUUCUUGAAUAAAAGUUGUUGGUGUUAAAAAAUAUUUGUGCUAACAGAAGUGCGCAUUUCACGAUUACAUCCACUCAUUCGACAAUUAAAUAAUACGGUCCAACUGAGAGCAACAUAUUUAUUUAUGCGUUGCAAGUGUAGAUUAUACUUGAACUAAUCUAACGAAAUAAAUUUCAUUGUCCAUAC